ACUCCGUUGUUAAACUUGGAUCUUUCAGUCUUCAAUAAUCUUCAACAGGGUUGUCCUUUAGGAGAGCCACGUACCUCUUCUCUCCUUCAUAACCUGUUUCCUUCAAUAUCCAGACUCCAGUCAUGCUUAUAGUAAAAUAAAUCAAAAUUUUCAACACAAUACCACUUUUGCCUUUUAUUACAUACUAAUGGCAACAACGUACCACGCUGAAUCGGUAUGGGGGGUGCGCUUGGGCUCGGCGCUAAGGACAAUUCUAGCGUGCACCAUCGUAGGCUGCUCGACGCUUUAUGGCCCCGAACCUCUCAGGCGCGUAUCGUCAUUUCCAGCUUUUUCUUAUGUGACAACAAUAUUGAUUGUGUCGGAUGCUACACUUGGUGACACUCUCAAAGGAUGCUGGAAUGCGUUGCUCGCCACCGUGCAAGUUAUGAUUCUUUCAAUAUUGUGCUUGCAGCUGAUUGGACCUGGGAGGUUCAACAAUGGCCUGGCGGCAGCAGUGGCGGCGGUUACUGCCUUCAUGGUUGCGUUGCCGGAGUCCACUCAUUUGAUGGCGAAGCGGAUUGCAUUCGGGCAGAUUGUGAUUGUUUGUGUAGGUACAGUUAUUCAUGGGGCAGAAACUGGAGUUGUGAUGCACCCUAUUCAUGUGGCAUCGAGUACUGCUCUUGGAGCCUUUGCAUCUGUUUUGGCGAUGAUGGUUCCUUAUCCCAACCUAGCUUACUAUGAGAUUAAGAAAACAUGCAGAUUAUAUGCUGAAAAUGCCUCAGAGAGGUUGAAUCUCUUGGUCAAGGCGUUCUGUGCAAACGAUAACACAGCGGCAUUCGACUUCAUUUUAGAAGCCAAAUCUCUCUUCAUUGCAGGGGCCAAACUGCUUUUGAGUAUCAAACAAAAACAGGAUGCCAUGUUGUGGGAGAGACCUCAAUUCAGGUUCUUCAAACCCGACUGCUUAAGCCCAAGUGAAAAAUUGCAAGAACUGGAAAUAUCAAUUAGAGGAAUGGAACUGUCCCUUAAUUCUUGCCGUUCCUUGCCUGUUGGCAUGAUUGAUGAAGAGCUAAGAGAUGUUUUAGAAACUUCGAAAGCACGAGUUGGCCUUAAACUAGAACAAGCUAAAUGUUAUGCGUCCUUUGAUGCAACAACAGUUCCAGAGAUCAAGAAUGAAUGCACAGACAAAUCCCUGUCGACACUCGCAACCAUUUCCUCAACCGAAGAUGCUCCAGCUUCCUUCUUCUUUUACUGUAUGGAACUUCUUCAAGCUGGUUUUCCCAUUUCUAGAAAUUCUGAGUGCGUUGUCAAGGAAAAAAAGAAAACUAAAAUGGAAGAAUUGAGUAGUUCGCAGAGUCAAGGAAAAAGUAUGAAUUUACUCGAAAGGGGUCUGCUCAUAUUACCAAGUAGUGAAAGCUUCAUUUUUGCUCUUAAGUGCUCGAUUUCUCUUGGUCUUGCUGUGCUCUUCGGUUUGAUUUAUAACAGAGAGAAUGGUUACUGGUCAGGACUGACGAUUGCAAUCAGUUUUGCAAGAAACCGUCAAGCAACAUUUACAGUUGCGAAUGCUCGAGCACAAGGGACAGCUAUGGGGUCAGUCUACGGAAUCUUGUGUUGCUUUAUGUUCAAAAAAUUUGAGAAUUUGAGGUUCUUACUGCUGCUCCCAUGGAUCAUUUUCACAAGUUUCUUAAGGCACAGCCGAAUGUAUGGUGAAGCUGGUAGUAUUUCAGCUGUUAUAGGAGCAUUAUUGAUUUUGGGUAGAAAAAAUUAUGGCACCCCAACUGAGUUUGCAAUUACUCGAAUCACAGAAGCCACUAUCGGAUUGAUCUGUUUCAUCAUGGUUGAGAUCCUCUGUCAGCCCGCCAGGGCAGCAACUCUCGCGAGAAUUCAACUUGCACAGAGCUUGGAGGCGCUUGAAGAAGGCAUUAAGGACAUAACUCUUUGUGCUGACCAAAAGAAGUCAACUAAGUCAAGAGCACUGGGAGACAAACAGAAUAAACUGAAAUCACAUGCUCUGAAAUUAGAGAACUUCAUUGCAGAAGCCGAGAAGGAGCCUAACUUCUGGUUCUUGCCUUUUAAUGCUACUUGCUACCGGAAGCUCUUGGGAUCUUUAUCAACGAUGGCAGACCUCUUACUCUUCGUCGCUUACAAAAUUGAAUCGCUCUCUCAAGCAUCGGAGAGGCAUGGGGUUGCCUGGGAGGAGUUCCAUGAACAAAUAAACGAAGAACUGGAGCUUUUCAAGGAAAAAGUUGGGUAUUCAAUGAAAUGCUUUGAGAAGGUGAUCUCAAUCAAGUCCCUCGCAGUACUUGAGAAAGAGCUACAAAAGAGAAACAUAUCUUACGACGUUGAGUUGGGAAGAUUACCAAAUGAGGAUGUGCAUAGGAGUGUGAGUCCUAAUGAAGAAGAUGUCCUGGAGAUUUUAAGCUUCUUUCUUCAACUUUCGAAUGAAGUUGCUAACAAAAUCAACACUGACGAAGGAGAUGAAAAGCUUAAGAGCCAAAUAGUUGUUUGUCUGAAUGGCCUUGGGUUCUGCAUCAGUAGUCUGACGAGGGAAACGAUAGAACUGGAGAAAGAACUCAAAGAACUGCUAAAAUGGGAGAAUCCGACUAGGAAUAUUAAUUUGUAUGAAAUUUCCUGUAAGCUUAAUGCUCUGUACAAAAAGUAAUCUUGAUACAUUGUCUCCCAAGUGACAUAGGUGAGAUCAAUGAGAACCAUUAUUUAACCUUAAAACAGAUGAGGUCUAAUUUAUAAAA
Messenger RNA from Pistacia vera, 2726 nucleotides. RefSeq lists its product as uncharacterized. NCBI's taxonomy places the organism in Eukaryota, Viridiplantae, Streptophyta, Magnoliopsida, Sapindales, Anacardiaceae. The transcript has 3 exons. Gene Ontology annotation, cellular component: plasma membrane. Gene Ontology annotation, molecular function: transmembrane transporter activity. The record is from RefSeq and is a predicted model, not a curated record. Bases 188 to 2638 code for a protein of 816 amino acids. Gene Ontology annotation, biological process: transmembrane transport.